Molecule: messenger RNA, 918 nt
Organism: Exophiala bonariae
Lineage: Eukaryota; Fungi; Ascomycota; Eurotiomycetes; Chaetothyriales; Herpotrichiellaceae
Exons: 5
Coding region: 1-918 (305 amino acids)
Biological process (GO): mitochondrial citrate transmembrane transport
Cellular component (GO): mitochondrion
Molecular function (GO): citrate secondary active transmembrane transporter activity
Source: RefSeq, a predicted model, not a curated record
AUGGCAUUGGCAACGAUAUCAACGCCGGUUCCGACUGCACAAGUCGUUUCACCACCAACACCUAAAGCCAAACAUCACAUAGCGCCCGCUCUGUCACUUUUCGCCGGCGGUGUAGCUGGAGGUGUUGAAGCCGCCGUGACAUAUCCAUUCGAAUUCGCGAAGACGAGGGCGCAAUUGAAGGGCUCCAAUCUGACUACAUCGAAUCCAAUUUCUCUCAUCACGCAAACCGUACGAGGCGAAGGUAUUGGCGCCAUAUAUACUGGAUGUUCCACUUUGGUCGUGGGAACAACUUUCAAAGCAGGUGUUCGAUUUCUCUCCUUCGAUGCUGUAAGGAAUUUAUUUGCAGACGACCAUGGCCGAUUAUCUCCUGGGCGCGGUGUGCUGGCCGGAAUGGUGGCCGGCUGUGUCGAGGCUAGUGUAGCAGUGACACCUGCUGAGCGGCUGAAGACAGCAAUAAUCGACGAUGCCAAAGGGCAGAAAAGGUUCACCGGUGGCGCCCACGCUUUCAAGACUAUUCUCAGAGAACAAGGCAUUGCUGGUCUUUACCGAGGCCUCUUUCCAACAGUGAUGAAGCAGUCCGCGACAUCCGCAGUCCGAAUGGGCUCUUACAAUGUGUUGAGAGAAUAUACCAAGCGACAAAAUCUUCCGAACAAUAGUUUGACCACUUUUGCGACGGGCGCAAUAGCUGGAGUCAUCACUGUGUAUGCUACUCAACCCCUCGACACAAUAAAGACAAGAUCACAGGGUACAUCAAAGGUCGGCACGGUUACUGCGAUCCGCGAUAUCUUUUCCUCGUCAGGGCUACGUGGUUUCUGGCGCGGAAGCACCAUGAGACUGGGGAGACUGGUCUUCAGUGGUGGCAUCGUUUUCACAGUAUACGAGAAUAUUGUCGCGGUACUUGGUCCCGUCACACAAUGA